Exophiala xenobiotica is the source of this 1954-nucleotide messenger RNA. RefSeq lists its product as uncharacterized. The transcript is spliced from 3 exons. Lineage: Eukaryota; Fungi; Ascomycota; Eurotiomycetes; Chaetothyriales; Herpotrichiellaceae. Bases 1 to 1896 code for a protein of 631 amino acids. The record is from RefSeq and is a predicted model, not a curated record. Gene Ontology annotation, molecular function: protein binding.
AUGGCAGAGAUCGUUGGGCUUGUCGCUGGCGGCGCGGGGCUAGCUUCCCUUGCUGUUCAGAUUCUGGAGAACACACGUAUAUUAGCAGAUUUCUACUCUACUGUACGCGAUGCGCCUGAACAAAUAGGCGUUAUUCUCGAGGAGAUUGACGUCCUAGCACAUGUUCUCGUGGAGUUUUCAAGAAUUCAGGGCCUGAGGACCACCGGAUUGACGGACAUCACCACCCAAAUCCAGGUGAAUACGAUUCACCAGUGCAAAAUUGCUUCCGAUUGUUUGAGCAACAUUGUUUCAGAAUUGAACACGGGCAUGAGAUUGCAACCUAGGCGAUUCUCGCUGCUAACUGCAUUGAGGACAAGAAAACUAGACAAGCUCCUUCUCAGACUUGAAAGAGCAAAGUCAACACUUACGCUUGCACAGAUACUCUACCUCCAACUGUUGCAACGACGGUCUCACGAAACCCAGAAGAUUGGAUACGGAAUCUCAGCCUCACCACCUCGUCCUUCAGGAAGUCCAGGUUCCGGGACGACCUCAAACCGGAAUGCACAUUAUGUACUCGUCGAUCAUGGCACAGAAUACUACCUGGGGAUUGGUACUGUCCGAUCUCUGAAACGGCAAGGGCCAGUUGGAGAACCCGAAUCAGAAUCUGAAGGGCACGAAUUGCAAUUCCGCAUUGCCCCUUGGUUCAAGGCGUGGGGAAUUUCUCUCAUCAUCAAGCGACAAUUUGGGUAUAUUCAGUUUACACUUCGACCUCUAAGGCUGGUGACAGGAGAUUCACCUAUUAUGAAGGCUUGCGCAAUGGGCGAUACUGAGGAGGUCAGACGUCUGGUUACUACGAAAGAGGCCUCGCCAUCUGAUGCAACGUAUGACGAUGUCACUCCGUUGCAUAUAGCUGCAUCGUGGCUUAGGCCUGAGACGUGUAGGCUCCUUCUCGAGUUAGGAGCGGAUGCUGCAAGUAUAGUACGAUAUCAGGGCAUCACUUGGACGCCACUUGGGCUCGCCGUUGAACGAGCCGGGUAUUAUAGGAUCUUUCUCUUCCCUGACCUGGAGGAGCUGCGGCCUGACCCUGAUGAUGGGCUUCCUCAGAUGCGUGAAACAAUGCGCGUUUUAUUGGAACAUGGCAACAGUGAUCUCCACGAUGGGUAUCUUCCUGGCAAGCCUGGAGAGUGGAACAAAACUAGGUCCGCUCUGCAUGGAUUUCGAGGCUCUUACGCAGACUAUCUUUGGCUGACACAGAAAAAAAUUGGAAUUGAUGAGGCAGCUUCGGAUGACUACAAGGCUUCAAUUGUUCUCCAGCAGACAGAAAUGUUUCCAAAUGAUUCAUUCAUGGCAGCAAUGAGUCAAAUCACGAAUACGGUUCACCUUGCGAAUUUCACUGACCGCCGAGGGUCUAGGUUGCUGCAUUAUCUAAUGGAUUCGAACUGGGGCACGGAACCCGGUGUGUGGAUGAAUGGAGUCGAUGUCUUCACUGUGAUCGAACACUUGUUGCGAGACGGGGCGGAUCCCUGCGCCCACAACUCUGCUGGAGAGACCCCCCUGAUGUUAGCUGCCCGAAGAAGUCUGAGAUUUUUCACCGGUAGAGACGAGACAUUGUCCUGCAGGGAGGCGUCCAGUAUUUAUUCGUGGUUUUUGGAGCGCUGGGUUUCCGUGCUACGGUCUUGCAGUAUAGAUCUGAAGGACUAUUGUCGGCGGGAGCAACCAUCAGGGCCGUCUGAUCUCACACCCUGCACUUGGCCGUUCGAGGAUUCCCAUCCGUUGGUUUCCGAGUGGAAAUGGUUUGUGAGGACACGCUUUGAGGUUGGACCAAAUAAAGCAGAUUUGCGGAUUGAAUUUGAGUACCAAAAGGUGCGGAAGGUCAUGAGCCUUCCCGGUGCCUGGGACGAUAACAUCGCCGAAUAGGAUGAUUGGUGCACAUUUUGUAAACCACCUUUGACACUCUUCGUACCGGCGAGUCGUC